Messenger RNA from Parnassius mnemosyne (clouded apollo), 2208 nucleotides. NCBI's taxonomy places the organism in Eukaryota, Metazoa, Arthropoda, Insecta, Lepidoptera, Papilionidae. The record is from the annotation of a GenBank genome assembly.
AUGGCUCCAAAGAAGCAGAAGGAAAAGUCCCGCGCCAAUCUUGCUGACGAUGAAGCUUUGGAAUGGCUGAAACCACGCGUGCUUAUCAAGCCAGAAGAUCAAGAAAACGUACCAGAAGCUGAGCUUGAUGAAGAAGUCGGUCGAAUACUAACAACCAUUAAUCCACAAUGGGUGCCGGACGAAGUAGCUUUUCAUUAUGGACAGGGUCGAUUUGUAACUAAACCAAAACCUACAUUCGGCAAAGCUUAUCCCCUCUACGUUUAUCAAGGCACAGCCAUCCGCAAGGACUCAGAUGAAGCUAAAGCGCAAAUAGCUGCUGGUUAUGGUAUGGUCGGAUUCGAUGAUGCUGGACCGAAACGGGCGAAAGUGAAAAAAUCUGCCGCGGAGGAAGAAGAAGAAGAAGAACCUGAAGCUGAACCGACACCAGCUGAAGAAGCUAAAGCUGAAGAGGACGCAGUUGGCGAAGAAGAAAAAUAUCAAGAAAAAGAACCACCUGUAGAACCAACAGAGGCACCCUCAGUAACUGAAACGGAAGUAGCCGCAGAAGGGGCUGAGGAAGCUGAGGCUGAAGAGAAAGAAGCAGUACCUGAAGAAGCAGGUGAUGAGGAAGUGUUUCAUAUAAAACCACGUGUCAAGAAGUUAGCUAAUCAAUUCAACUUCUGUGAACGUGCUGCCCUCACAUAUGUCUACCCCCGCCGCUCUGUAGAAACGCAAACUGUCCCACCACCAAGAGCCAACUACGGUUCAACCGCUCUUCAAUGCAUUAUUUUCGACUACUACCAAGAGGACUAUGCCAAAAAAAUGCGUGAGAAAGAGGAAGAAAAACCAAAAAGGCUUCGCAAGAAAACGACGAAACACGCAAAAUCUGCGCAGCAAAUACACGACGAACAGCUCGCACAGCGCAUUCGUGAAGCCUGGGCUAUACUGGAACGCCUAGUCAAUCAAAAUAUUUACGACGACAUCGCGCAGGACUACCGUUAUUGGGACGACCCUUCGGAUGAGUUCCGCGAGGGAAUGGGUUCACUGCUGCCGCUGUGGCGGUUCCAGUUCGAACCGAUGCGAAGUCACGCCGUCUGCGACCUCCAAUGGAAUCCGCACUACCAAGACCUGUUUGCUGUAGCUUAUGGAUCACUGGACUUCACACAGCAGCAGAAGCAAGGUUGCCUGUGCUUAUAUAGCAUCAAAAAUCCAGCAUACCCCGAGUACUCAGUCAUAACUGAAUCUCCCAUUAUAUGUCUCGACGUAUACAAAGAGACACCGUACCUCAUAUGUGUAGGACGCUACGAUGGCAACGUAUGUGUGUAUAACGCACAAUUAACUUUGGAGUCGUCUUACCAGUACAAAUCGGAUUCCGUGCGGGACAAACAUAGCAACAUAGUGUGGGAAAUCCGCUGGGGGGCUCGCCUUAUUGACGGCGAGGCAUCGUUCUUCUCGGUGUCAGGCGACGGUCGCGUGGUGCAGUGGGCGGUGAUGCCGGGCGAGCUGCAAGCUACCACCAUCAUUGCAUUGCGCUCCACCGCGGCGCCCGUACCUGGCCCAGACGGCACGCUUAUCAACGUCAACAGCUGUGGCAGUUGUAUAUGCUUCCAUCCGGAAAAAUCAGACAUAUUCCUCGUGGGGACGGAGGACGGCGCAAUACACACGUGUUCACUGAAGUACAACCGGAGCUACGUGCGCUCGUGUCAAGCGCAUCACAUGCCCGUCUACCGUAUCAACUACAACUACUUUAACAACACGAUUUAUGCAUCUUGCUCCGGUGAUUGGCGAGUGAAAAUAUGGGAGGACGGACGAGACGAACCACUUUUCAUGUUCGAGCUGGGCUCACCAGUGGGCGACGUAAAAUGGGCACCGUACUCCAGCACUGUAUUUGCUGCCUGUACUGCAGAUGGAAAGGUGUAUGUUUACGAUCUCAACGUUAAUAAAUAUCGGCCCAUAUGUGUGCAAGCUGUAGUGUCUAAGAAAACAAAAAAACUGACGAGAAUUGAUUUUAAUAGAAAAUUACCAGUCAUUGUCUGCGGCGACACAAAGGGUACUUGUCAUGUAUUAAAAUUAUCGCCUAAUUUACGGGUGAUGUGUAAACCACCCAAAAAAGCCCAAGGAAUUGAUCAAAGGACUUUACAGAUUAUGAAAUUAGACAAACUUUUAAGUCUAGUUCGGGAUCCGCCUUUUACACCUGGAGUUGUUGAUGAAAAGUUCGAAGAAGACUAG